Messenger RNA from Rhodamnia argentea, 651 nucleotides. RefSeq lists its product as uncharacterized. The transcript has 5 exons. Lineage: Eukaryota; Viridiplantae; Streptophyta; Magnoliopsida; Myrtales; Myrtaceae. Bases 1 to 543 code for a protein of 180 amino acids. Gene Ontology annotation, cellular component: cytosol. The record is from RefSeq and is a predicted model, not a curated record. Gene Ontology annotation, biological process: translational elongation. Gene Ontology annotation, molecular function: guanyl-nucleotide exchange factor activity.
AUGAUGGUGGUGAAAGCAAGAUUACAGGAGCAAAUAACAGGGUCUUACAGUGAUGCCCAUGUCCAGCAUACCGUCGAGGAAGAUAGCGAGGAAGAGAUCGAUGCGAAGUCAGAAAUGACGAAAGAAUGCGACCGAAAGUGGGUGGGUUCGAUGGAGGAUUAUAAAGAACCACUCCCUGGAAAACCAAUGGUGGUUGCGUUUUACGACCUUGGCUCUGCAUCGGGACUGAAGAAGCUUGAUGAAUACCUCCUCACACGGAGCUAUAUAACUGGGUACCAAGCUUCAAUGGAUGAUAUCACUGUGCAUGCAGCACUUCAGAAGCCCCCGUCAGCUGAACUUGUCAAUGUAUCUAGGUGGUAUAACCACAUUGAGGCUCUACCAAGGAUUUCGCCGCAGCUGCAGACGACGACUGCGACGACCACGUCGAAUUGUUUGGUGAAGAGACUGAAGAGGAGAAGAAGUCUGCCGAGGAAUGUGCAGCUGCUGUCAAGGCAUCUGCAAAGAACAAAGAAUCUGGUGAGUCGUCUGUGCUGUUGGAUGUGAAGCCAUGGGAUGAUGAGACUGACAUGAAAAAGCUAGAGGAAGCAGUAAGAAGCGUGCAAAUGCAAGGGUUGUUUUGGGGAGCAUGUGCGCUCUAUUGCGUUCGUUCGU